AUGUCAAAUCUGAAUCCAGAAGAGUACGUCGACAUAUCGACCAUCGGCAUCGAUGCUGUUCCUGCGAAUUCCGCACCGCUGCCUUCUUCCAGCGACAAAGCCACCGUCAGCUACUGGCUAGCUACCAACCCGCACAACCUCCACGCUGCUACCAUCGAUCGUCUGCCUCCGAAUUCAGACGUCGUCAUCAUCGGUUCUGGUAUAACCGGUGUGUCCACCGCCUACCAUCUCGUCAAUGCAUCCGGCCCAUCCAUCAGCUCCAUCACCGUCAUCGAAGCGCGUGCUUUCUGUUCGGGUGCGACGGGCAGGAAUGGAGGGCACCUGACCGCCGCCUCUGCGUUGGCGUACACCGACCUUGCUGCCAAUCCGAACCAUCUCCUUGGAGCCAGGAUCCACAGUCUGAAUGCCGAGGAUGUCAAGGUUGAGGCUGCCAAAGUGGUGGAGGACAUCCUCGCGUUCGAGACCCAUACGGCGGAUGCUAUUCGCGAGAUCAUCAAGAAAGAGCAUGCAGAGGAGAAAGUAGGAUUCGCAGACGAGAAGAACUGGCAUCUCUGCUUUGAUCAGCGCGAGGAGGAUGCUUUCGAGCACUCGCUCGCACAGGCAGCUGAGCAUGCCGGGUUGCACAAGUACGUCGAUCAAGUUCGUCGUGUACCGAAGGACGAAGUCGAUCAGCGGAUGAAUAGCCCUGCAGGUAUCAAGGCGGUAUACGAGAUUCCAGGAGCAACCUUGCAUCCUCGCUCGCUCGUAACCAUCCUCUUCCAAAGCGCGCGAAGCAUCGCCGCCUCCAAAAACAUCGAACUCAAUCUGAUCACCGAUCUACCCGUCCUCAACAUCACCUCCUCACCAAGCGGCGAAAGCAUCUGCACUACAUCCCACGGAGAUAUCCGCGCAAAGUACGUCGUCCACUCCACCAACGGAUACGCCUCCCACCUCCUACCCCAUCUCAGCUCCAGCGACACUGGAAUCAUCCCGACGCGUGCACAGGUCGUCGCUGUCGCACCCACCUCUGGCGAGCACCUGUGGGGCAUGGGUCUGUCCGCCGGUGGAGGCUACGAGUACGGCCAUCAACGACCGUCCUCUGAAUCUGAUACCCCUCUGUACAUCUUCGGUGGAGGCAGAGAGUACGCCACGGGAAGAGAAUGGGGUGUGGCAGAUGAUACGACUGUCAACCCUGAGGUGUCGGAAUUCUUGCAUCCGUAUCUGGCCAAUGUUUUCCCUCAAAGUUAUGGGGAGGAUGUGAGGAGCGAGUGGACGGGGAUCAUGGGGUAUACGCGAAGCAAGGAUCCGCUGGUCGGGCCGGUACAAGCUGAAGGGAGAGCGGGGAAGGAGUACGUCGCAGCAGGGUAUAGCGGGCACGGUAUGACGAGGGCGUUUGGGUGUGCGGGCGUGGUGGCGGAUAUGAUUGUGGCGGAUGCGGGGACGGGAAGGUGGCGGAAGAGGGAGGGGUUCCCAGAGUGUUACCUUACUGAGGAGGCGAAGGCGCUCCUGAGUGGAACCAGUUUGGACAAGGAUGGAUAUACGGAUGGCGACAAAGAGAACGAUACCGGUCUGCCGGAGAAGGAUGCGCCUUCAGGCGGCGGCUGCUGCACCAUCGCAUAA
Molecule: messenger RNA, 1599 nt
Organism: Pseudozyma hubeiensis SY62
Lineage: Eukaryota; Fungi; Basidiomycota; Ustilaginomycetes; Ustilaginales; Ustilaginaceae
Product: FAD dependent oxidoreductase
Exons: 1
Coding region: 1-1599 (532 amino acids)
Cellular component (GO): cytoplasm
Molecular function (GO): oxidoreductase activity
Source: RefSeq, a predicted model, not a curated record